This is a messenger RNA of Penaeus chinensis, 1322 nucleotides long. RefSeq names its product S-phase kinase-associated protein 1 (gene SkpA). Gene Ontology annotation, biological process: SCF-dependent proteasomal ubiquitin-dependent protein catabolic process. NCBI's taxonomy places the organism in Eukaryota, Metazoa, Arthropoda, Malacostraca, Decapoda, Penaeidae. Gene Ontology annotation, cellular component: cytoplasm; nucleus. The transcript is spliced from 4 exons. Gene Ontology annotation, molecular function: cullin family protein binding. The record is from RefSeq and is a predicted model, not a curated record. The coding region runs from base 133 to 621 and encodes 162 amino acids.
UUAAGUCCUCUUCCUCCUCUUCCUCGCCCGAUUACUUCCCCGACUUCCACUGCAUUCGGAGGGGAGGCUCCCGACUGCAUUUCUCUCUCUUUUCCACUUUUUUUUUGUUGGAGAAAAAGGAGGAAUUUCAGGAUGCCCAGUAUUAAGCUUCAGAGCAGUGAUGGCGACACCUUCGAGGUGGACGUCGAGAUCGCCAAACAGAGCGUCACCAUCAAGACCAUGUUGGAGGAUUUAGGAAUGGACGAGGACGAGGAGGAAGUGGUACCCCUGCCUAAUGUAAAUGCUGCCAUCCUAAAGAAGGUGAUCCAGUGGUGCACAUACCACAAGGACGACCCUCCCCUCCCUGACGAUGACGACAACAAAGAAAAGCGAACAGACGACAUCUCCUCCUGGGAUGCAGAUUUCUUGAAGGUUGACCAAGGCACACUGUUUGAGUUGAUUCUGGCUGCGAACUACCUCGACAUCAAGGGCCUAUUGGAUGUGACAUGCAAGACUGUAGCCAACAUGAUCAAGGGAAAGACGCCUGAUGAGAUCCGCAAGACCUUUAACAUCAAGAACGACUUCACACCCUCUGAGGAGGAACAGGUGCGCAAGGAGAACGAGUGGUGCGAGGAGAAGUAGAAAGGAAAUGAAAGUUCCGAAGAGGUGUUUAUAAAGAAAGUGGAUUACAUAUAGUAAAUAGACUUUGAAAAAAAAAAAAAGAACAGGAAAAGAACAUUAUGCCAAUUCUAUAACCAGGAUAUUUUAUGGAAAUUCUUUUUUUUUUGCCAGAAUGCAAGAAUUCUUUAUUUAUUCCUUAUUUUACAACACUCCUUAAUUAAGUGUAGACCUGUGAGAGUAGAGGUUAUUUUACUCUUCCUUGUUAUGCAUUGAUCUCUUUGAGAUAGCAUAUAUAUUGAUCUAAUCAUGUGGUUUACUGAUGUUAUUAUAGAUAUACCAUUAGGUCAGUGUAAGGGCUAAUCAUGCAGUACUUUAAAGCAUUGUAUCUUUUGAUAUAUAUUACUUGAGGAGAUUAUGAUGUCAAAGAGAUGAAUGAUUUUUAUUCUUUUCAACAUUAUUACCUCAUUAUAGCUUAAUUUGGUAAAGUUGAUUGUCCAAUGUUUUAUUUUUGUGUAUUUUUUCUCCUCAUUGUGUUGUAUCUACUUUUGUUUUGCCUGAGCAGGAAAACUGUAGCUCAAACACUUUGUAUCAGAUGAUCUGCAAUGCUAUUAAACCUGUUUAACAGUUUUAUAUCUUUAUGUUGACCAAAUAACUGUUGAGGAAUGUGUCAGUUUUAGUAAAUGGCAAUUCCCAUUUCAAUUUUCAAUAAAACCCUCAUAUUU